Salarias fasciatus (jewelled blenny) is the source of this 5271-nucleotide messenger RNA. RefSeq names its product adhesion G protein-coupled receptor L2b, tandem duplicate 1 (gene adgrl2b.1). The transcript is spliced from 23 exons. The record is from RefSeq and is a predicted model, not a curated record. The coding region runs from base 564 to 5072 and encodes 1502 amino acids. Lineage: Eukaryota; Metazoa; Chordata; Actinopteri; Blenniiformes; Blenniidae. Gene Ontology annotation, cellular component: plasma membrane. Gene Ontology annotation, molecular function: carbohydrate binding; G protein-coupled receptor activity. Gene Ontology annotation, biological process: adenylate cyclase-activating G protein-coupled receptor signaling pathway; cell surface receptor signaling pathway.
CCGAACCCCGACCCGUCCUCACCCCGCCGCGUCCGCGUGCACACCCGCAGACGCACACGCACGCACGCACGCACGGAGUUGGAUUUUUGGGGGGCGCAUCGCUCUCCUUGAAGUGAUCCUCCUUCCUCCUGCGGUCCGUCGGUGGGAAGGAGCCCGGCGGGAGGAGGCGCGGACCUGAAGCGAUCGGCAUGGAGCUCUCGGCCCGGUCCGGCACGCGCCGGCUGCCAGACGCGCGCGGAUCCGCCGCUGGAGAGCCGCUGUGAGGGAAGAAGUGGAGCCGAGCCGAGCCGCGCCGCGCCGUGCACGGCUUUGUGUGAGUUUGCGGGGCCUCUUUUUGAAAAGCGGAGCCUCGAGGAGCUCCCAGGACCACAGGACCCCCCCCCUCAAGACCCCCCUCCGCUGCCAGGGAUCCGGACCGUGGCGCGCCGCGAUGAAAAGAUGACUUCUUCGGAGAGAACGACCGACCGCUGACUCCACCGCCGCUCCUCACUCCGCCCCCGCCGCCGCCGCCACCACACGUCGACCCAGAGUUCCGAUCCGGCAGCCGGACGGUGAGCGCCGUCAUGGCCGCCGCCGCCAGCGGGCCGCUCGGCUGCCUCGUGCUGCUUCUCUGCGGCCUCCACUGUUCGCAAGGGUUCAGCCGAGCCGCCCUGCCCUUCGGCCUGGUCCGGAGGGAGCUGUCCUGCGAGGGCUACGCCAUCGACCUGCGCUGCCCGGGCAGCGACGUCAUCAUGAUCGAGACGGCCAACUACGGCCGCACCGACGACAAGAUCUGCGACGCCGACCCCUUCCAGAUGGAGAACGUCAACUGCUACCUGCCCGACGCCUACAAGAUCAUAUCACAGAGGUGCAACAACCGUACGCAGUGUGUGGUUGUCACUGGCUCUGAUGUCUUUCCUGACCCGUGCCCGGGAACCUACAAGUACUUAGAGGUCCAGUAUGAGUGUGUUCCCUAUAAAGUGGAACAAAAAGUUUUCAUUUGUCCGGGGACCCUGAAGGGGGUCGGAGCCGCCACCUUCCUGUUUGAGGCCGAGCAGCAGGCGGGCUCGUGGUGCAAAGACCCGCUGCAGGCCGGGGACAAGGUCUUCUUCAUGCCGUGGACGCCGUACCGCACCGACACGCUCAUGGAGUACGCCUCCCUGGAGGACUUCAAGAACGCCCGCCAGACCACCACCUACAAGCUGCCGCACCGCGUGGACGGGACGGGCUUCGUGGCGUACGACGGCGCCAUCUUCUUCAACAAGGAGCGCACGCGCAACAUCGUCAAGUUCGACCUGCGCACGCGCAUCAAGAGCGGCGAGGCCAUCGUCAACAACGCCAACUACCACGACACCUCGCCGUACCGCUGGGGCGGCAAGACCGACAUCGACCUGGCCGUGGACGAGCGGGGUCUGUGGGUGAUCUACGCCACCGAGCAGAACAACGGGCGCAUCGUGGUGAGCCAGCUCAACCCGUACACGCUGCGCUUCGAGGCCACGUGGGACACGGCGUACGACAAGCGCUCCGCCUCCAACGCCUUCAUGGUGUGCGGCGUGCUGCACGUGGUGCGCUCCACCUACGAGGAGAACGAGAGCGAGGCCAGCCGCAGCCAGAUCGACUACAUCUACAACACCAAGCUGAGCCAGGGCGAGUACACCGACAUCCUGUUCCCCAACCAGUACCAGUACAUCACCGCUGUGGAUUACAACCCGCGCGACAACCAGCUCUACGUGUGGAAUAACUUUUACAUCCUGCGCUACGACCUGGACUUCGGACCGCCGGAUCCCGCUGAAGUGCCGGCCAUCGAGGACUUCUCCGUGUCCUCCUCCGGGCCGCGGGCCACCACUUUGUUCACCACCACGGCGGCGUCCACGGUCCGGGCGGCGCCCGGCGACACCACGGCGGCCGGCGGCGCCGGGGCCGGGGCUGACCCCCGAGACGGCCGGGACCCGUUCGAGGACUCCCGGGGGCCGGGGACCGCCGAGCCCACCGUCCCCGAGCUGCCCCCCACCCCCCGGCGCUUCUGCGAGGCCACCAGGAGGAGGGCCAUCGACUGGCCCCAGACCCACACCGGCACCCCCGUGGAGAGGCCCUGCCCCAAAGGGACCAGAGGCGUGGCGUCCUUCCUGUGCACCGUGGCCGGGACGUGGUGCUCCAGGGGGCCGGACCUCAGCAACUGCACCUCCCACUGGGUCACCCAGGUGGCUCAGAAGAUCCGCAGCGGGGAGAACGCCGCCAGCCUUGCUAACGAGCUGGCCCGCCACACUCAGGGCCCGGUGUUCGCGGGAGACGUCAGCUCGUCGGUGCGCCUGAUGGAGCAGCUGGUCGACAUCCUGGACGCUCAGCUGCAGGAGCUCCGGCCCAGCGAGAAGGACUCAGCGGGACGCAGCUUCAACAAGCUUCAAAAGAGAGAGAAGACAUGCAGAGCGUACAUGAAGGCCAUCGUGGACACCGUGGACAACCUCCUGAGGCCCGAGGCGCUGAAGUCCUGGAGGGACAUGAACGCCACGGAGCAGUCGCACGCCGCCACCAUGCUGCUGGACACGCUGGAGGAAGGCGCCUUCGUGCUGGCGGAGAACCUGAUCGAGCCCGCCGUGGUCCAAGUGCCAGCGGAGAACAUCAUGCUGGACGUGUACGUGUUGAGCACCGACGGUCAGGUCCAGGACUUCAGGUUCCCUCAGACCAACAAAGGCGGAGCCACGCUGCAGCUGUCCUCCAACAACGUCAAAGUCAACAGCAAAAACGGUGUGGCUAAGCUGGUGUUUGUGCUCUACAAGCACCUGGGUCAGUUCCUGAGCACGGAGAACGCCACGCUGAGGACGACCGGCGAGCCCAACAAGCACAACCUGUCCCUCACCGUCAACUCGCACAUCCUGUCGGCCUCCAUCACCAAGGAGUCCAGCCGCGUGUUCGUGGCCGACCCCGUCAUCUUCACGCUGGAGCACCUGGACAAGGAGCACUACUACAACCCUAACUGCUCCUUCUGGAACUACUCGGAGCGAAGCAUGAUGGGAUACUGGUCCACUCAGGGCUGCAAGCUGCUGGACACCAAUAAGAGCCACACCACCUGCUCCUGCAGCCACCUCACCAACUUCGCCAUCCUCAUGGCGCACCGCGGCAACGUGCGGGAAGGCAGUGUGCACGAGCUCCUCCUCACCGUCAUCACCCGGAUGGGCAUCGCCGUGUCGCUGGUCUGCCUCGCCAUCAGCCUCUUCACCUUCUGCUUCUUCCGGGGCCUGCAGAGCGACCGCAACACCAUCCACAAGAACCUCUGCCUCAACCUGUUCGUGGGCGAGCUCCUCUUCCUGGUGGGCAUCAACAUGACGGAAACCAAGCUGGUAUGCUCCAUCAUCGCCGGCGUGCUGCACUUCUGCUUCCUGGCUGCCUUCGCCUGGAUGUGCCUGGAGGGCGUUCAGCUCUACCUCAUGCUGGUGGAGGUGUUCGAGAGCGAGUUCUCCCGCAGGAAGUACUACUACGUGUCCGGGUACCUCAUCCCCGCCGUGGUGGUGGGCAUCUCGGCGGCCAUCGACUACCAGAGCUACGGCACGCAGCGGGCAUGCUGGCUGAGGGUUGAUAACCACUUCAUCUGGAGCUUCAUCGGACCUGUGACCUUCAUCAUCGUGGUGAACCUCAUCUUCCUGGUGGUGACCAUGUACAAGAUGGUGAAGCACUCCACGUCCAUGAAGCCGGACUCGUCCAGGCUGGGGGGCAUCAGGUCCUGGGUGUUGGGGGCCUUCGCGCUGCUCUGCCUUCUGGGCCUGACGUGGUCGUUCGGCUUGUUCUUCCUCAACGACUCGUCCGUGGUCAUGGCGUACCUCUUCACCAUCUUCAACACGCUGCAGGGGAUGUUCAUCUUCAUCUUCCACUGCCUGCUGCAGAAAAAGGUCCGUAAAGAAUACAGCAAAUGUUUCCGUCAGUCGCAGUGCUGCGGCACGCUGCCGCCCGAGGGUCCGCACGGCGCCGCCAAGACCGCCACGUCCCGGUCCACCGCCCGCUACUCCUCUGCCACACAGAGUCGCAUCAGACGCAUGUGGAACGACACGGUGAGGAAGCAGUCGGAGUCGUCCUUCAUCUCCGGAGACAUCAACAGCACCUCUACGCUCAACCAGGGGAUGACGGGGAACUACCUCCUCACUAACCCCCUCCUCCGAACUCACGACACUAACCCCUAUAACAACCUGCUGGCAGAAACGGUGGUGUGCAACACCCCCUCUCCACCCGCCUUUCACUCCCCAGGACAGCACUCUCUGAGCAACAGCCGGGACCUGAGCGCCAUGGACACCCUCCCCCUCAACGGAAACUUCAACAACAGCUACUCCCUCCGGGACGACGACUAUGAGGCGGUGGGCGUCCGGGCGCCGGGCGAGCUGGGGGGCCUCAACCUGGACGACGCCGCCUUCGAGAAGAUGAUCAUCUCUGAGAUCGUCCACAACAACCUGCGGCCCCGCGGGGGCCCCAAAGCUCGCGACGGCCCCAGGGAGCGGGAGCGGGCCCCGCCUCUUCAGACCAGGGUGACGGUGGACCGCGGCGGCGGCGGGAGCGGCAGCGAGGACGACGCCAUCGUGGCGGACCACGCCGAGGCCUCGUCCCCGCAGCAAGGGAGGGGCCGGGGGGGCCACGCCACCCUGGAGCUGCUCCUGCACCCCCACCACAAGGAGGCGCUGGAGGCCCCCCUCCUCCCCCAGAGGACUCACUCCCUGCUCUACAGCGCCCAGAAGGCCCCCCGGCGCCCGGAGGGGGGGGGCCACGGCUCCGAGACUGUUCCUGCGGCGGAGGACGGCGGCUCGCAGUCGCCCGGCAACAACAGAGACUCGCUCUACACCAGCAUGCCCAACCUGAGAGACUCGCCCUCGCCCUCCGCCUCGCCGUACCCCCCCGAGGAGGAGGGGGGGCCGUCCCCCUCGCCCCAGAGCGACGGCGAGGACGCCUAUCACAAAAGCAUGCCGGAGCUCGGCGACGCGCCGCCGCUGUCCUACUACCACAUAAACCGCGGCACCAGCGAAGGCUGCAUCGCCCCGCCCGGCGGCGAGGACUGCGCCCCCGAGGGGGAGGCGCCCCCCGACGGACAGAUGCAGCUCAUCACCAGCCUCUGAGCGGCGCCGCCGCCGCGUCUCCGUUCUGCUUCCACGAGACCCGACGGGCAAAUUCGGUCGAUGUCACGAGAGCCGGGCGACCCCAGGUGACCCCGGGCGACCCGGCUCCGCACUUCCUGUCUGAAUGGACACGCAGGAAAAAUGAAUGAUACCAGACUUUUGCACACAGAUCAUCAUUUCACACACACAAACACACACA